Molecule: messenger RNA, 432 nt
Organism: Gossypium raimondii (Peruvian cotton)
Lineage: Eukaryota; Viridiplantae; Streptophyta; Magnoliopsida; Malvales; Malvaceae
Product: extensin
Exons: 1
Coding region: 1-432 (143 amino acids)
Source: RefSeq, a predicted model, not a curated record
AUGGGACGACAAAAAGGAAAUCAAACUACUAGUCUUUUAGUUGUUUUAGACUUAGUACUUGCUAUUGUUGUUUAUCUUCCUCUUGCUUUUUUUCCGGCAGCCUCAACCAUACCCUAUACUGAAUAUAGCUGUCCACCUUAUACCGGAUAUAGACGUUGGAUACCACGGUGCCAGUUCGGACCAAAACCCGGACCCAGACCUAUACCAAGAUCGCCGCCACCAGCACAGCUAUGCACGCCACCUCCGCCCGUUGAAUUGUCUCCUCCACCACCACCUAAUUCAGAGCUUCAACCACCAUCACCACCACCACGUCCAAAGCUUCCACCACCACCACCAUGCUGCCCGUGUCAUCAUUAUCGUAGGGGAUGUCGGCCAUGCCAUCAUGAUGACGAUGACUAUCUCAUCUGCCAUCGUAAGAACAUAACUAAUUAA